CUUCUCCUCCUCCUCCUCCUGGGGUGCCCUGCUGGUGUGUCUGCCUUGCCUUGCCUUGCCGACAAGAGCGAGGGAGGGGGGCAGUAAGGCGAGGCAGAGCCCCUCAGCUCCUUCCUCCGGAGGGGCUGCCUGCCUCCCUCCUUUCCCCGCCGCCGCCUCCUGGCCGAGAAAGGAGCCCAAGCCCGGGACUCGGGGGGCAUGCCAUCUCGCCUCCCGGACCAAUGUUUCACUGGAGCAAGUGGAAGAAGAGGAUGGGCGCCAGCACCUCCUUCUCCUCCUCUUCCAAGAGACCCGUCUUCGACGAGAAGGAGGAUGUGAAUUUUGACCACUUCCAGAUACUUCGUGCAAUUGGGAAAGGAAGCUUUGGCAAGGUGUGCAUUGUACAAAAGAGAGAUACAGAGAAGAUGUAUGCCAUGAAGUACAUGAAUAAGCAGCAGUGCAUUGAAAGAGAUGAGGUUCGGAAUGUCUUCAGAGAACUGGAAAUCCUGCAGGAGAUUGAGCAUGUCUUCUUAGUGAAUCUUUGGUACUCCUUUCAGGAUGAAGAAGACAUGUUUAUGGUGGUGGAUUUACUCCUGGGUGGUGACCUACGUUAUCAUCUCCAGCAAAAUGUGCAGUUUACUGAGGAAACAGUGAAAUUGUAUAUCUGUGAGAUGGCAUCAGCUUUAGACUACCUGUGUAGUCAACAUAUCAUACACAGAGACGUGAAACCAGACAACAUUCUCCUUGAUGAACAAGGACAUGCACACCUGACAGAUUUUAAUAUUGCAACAAUUGUCAGAGAUGGUGAAAGAGCAACUGCUUUAGCUGGAACUAAGCCAUAUAUGGCUCCAGAGAUCUUUCAUUCCUUUCUGAAUGGUGGAUCUGGUUACUCUUUUGAAGUUGAUUGGUGGUCACUGGGAGUGAUGGCGUAUGAGCUUCUUCGUGGAUGGAGGCCUUAUGAUAUCCACUCCAAUAGCCCAGUGGAAUCUUUAGUCCAGUUGUUCAGCACUGUCAGCGUCCAGUACACAACAGGAUGGUCAAAAGACAUGGUGGCAUUACUGAGAAAGCUUUUGACUGUCAAUCCUGAGCAUCGGUUUUCAAGCCUAGCUAACAUCCAGACUUCCUCCUACUUAUCCAAUGUGGAUUGGGAUGAAAUCUGCGAAAAGAAAGUAGAGCCAGGUUUUGUUCCUAACAAAGGCCGCCUGCAUUGCGACCCCACCUUUGAGCUAGAAGAAAUGAUCCUGGAGUCACGGCCACUGCACAAGAAGAAGAAGAGACUUGCAAAGAAUAAAUCUAGGGAUAACAGCAAGGACAGCUCACAAUCAGAAAAUGACUACCUCCAGGACUGCCUUGAAGCAAUUCAGCAAGACUUUGUAAUUUUUAACAGAGAGAAGUUGAAGAAGAGUCAGGAUCAAAUGAAUGAGUCAAUUUCUCCUCCGGAAACCACAGAUGAAACUGAGACUGAAACAGAAUCUGAAAAUUCCAACCUGAAUAUGUGUAGCUCAGUAUGUUCUUCCACAGGCAGCAGCUAGGACUACUGGGAUGAGGCAACAGGGCCAAAAGCUUGCACAUUUCUUGAAUAAAUCAUUCUCAGGUUGCACUGACAUGCAGAUGACAGUACAUUAAGUACUUUAGUUGAGAUUUGAAAAAAUAAAAGAAGGGAGUCACACAAAACAACACUGUAGAGCCACAGCAGAGGAAGAUAGUUCUGAUAGAACUCAUGGAUUAAAAAGAUAGCCUGUUAUUACCUGAUACUUUGCUAUGCAACACACUGGCAAAAACCGUUCCUUUCUUUGCCCUUUUCUUUUCACAGGGACAGAUGGUGACCUGAAGUAUAUUUUUCAAGUAGUAAAGGUGGGAGACCAGACCCCAAGUUUAGGUCCAAGAGAGUACAGAUCCCAAGCAUGCAAAAUGGGAUGGCAUGGGAAGGAAAGAGUGCAAAGACAAUUGAAAACUCACUUUCUGUCCUGAUACUCCAGCUGAUGCAUGUAAGAUUGUCUCUUGGUACCUUCAGAACAUCUGAGGGUUCUUGCAGAGCAUGGCAGCUGUAGGGAGAGGUCGAGUGACAUCUUGACGAUGCUUGAUUUUCCACGAGUCUAGUUUCAGUGUUAUGGAAGGCUUUCCAAGGCAUUUGCAUAUGUAGGGCCAAAUUCACUGGGUUUUUGCACUUGAAACUUUAAAAUGGUCUAAACAGAACAAGGGAGGAUGUUUUUUAAACGGACCAAAACUUGUCUCAAAGUUAUUCUUCUUUGCAAGGAACUGAGUGGGUUACAAGCAUGUGCAUAGAAACAAGUGUUUUCUUCAUUCAUAUCAAAGGAGCAGGGCACAAAGUUGCCUGAACUGAGAUAGGAUACUUAGAUAAUGAUGCCCUAAUUUUGGCAGAAGUGAUACCUUGAUGUUUCUCUCUGUUUACCUUGUUUUAAGUGUAAUUUAAAGUAUUGUAUAUAAAUUUCUAGCAUUUGUCUACUCAUGAGGAUCGGAAAAACCAGAUGUUUGCUCCAGCUGUGGAUAUUGCCUUUUAUAAUUGUUUCCCUCUUUGGCUGCUGUCCUAUACACACUUACCAGAGUAUAAGUUCCACUGAACUUAAUGGGGCUUACUUUUGAGUAGAUAUGCAUAGGAUACCAUUGGUAAUGGCUUACUUUGCUGUAGAGUGGUGUUAGGUCACUAUUAAAAUGCUUAGAACUCUCAAUUCUAGGAUAGUGAAUAUAUGUGUUGUACAUAAAGCUUGUAAUUGUUUUCAGUCAAACUUUGUUAUCAAGUGUCUAAAAGAUUGUCCUGUUUUCAUUAGAGUUGUGUUUUUCCUGAUGGAAAAUGGAGUUAGCAUGCUUUUAGAGUCAAGAUAUUUUUUUCUGCUCUCCUUUUGGAAUUGGAAUUCCUGCUACAAGUGUGCCAGGCUUGACUUAUGGUCAGCCUGAAAGCAGGAGUCUUUACAACCUUAUUUUUGAAGCUACAACUACCUCUGUAGCUGUGCUGUAUCAAAAUCCUUUCUAUGUCUCUGUUGCUACAGAGCAGCAAGAGUAUAGAAUUCCUCCCAACUCUUCAUACCAACCCACACAACAAAUGGCAUGACAAGUCUAUCACAAUUUUAUAUGGGCAACAACCAAAACAUGUUUACCUUUCCACAGUUUUAUGUGGAUGCUGGUAAAAAAUAUAGUGUAUGAACAAAAUUUCAUACGAAAUACUACAAAAGACAUUCAGGUGUGCUGGGCACAAUGUGUUGGGCACAAAGAUGCCAAAGGUUUCCUAUUAAUUGCUCCAUUGUUAGGAGGCUGUAGCCAGAUAACCGGUAUGUCAAUUCUACAGUUCAGCUGUAGAAUUUGUUCAGUUUUGGUAGUGUUGCAAGUGUCAUUUCCUUGGGCUUGUAGCGGAGUAGCUCUCAAGCAGACAUAAGACUGUUUCAGGUUGCGCUAUGCCAGCAGCCAUCCUAGCGCAGCACAAAAAAAAACAAACCCUAAUGUUCACUGCAGGCCUAGCCAACCAUGCCAGCAGAAAUGUUUAUAGAGUCAGAGUGCCAACAUAGAUAGUCAGCUGGUCACAGAACACACUGUUCAGCUGCAUUAGCACAAGAGACUAUACAUUAAACACAGUACAGCUUUAAUCCCAAACUUAAGUAUGGUUUGGCAAUUGUAUUUCCUAUUUACCUGCAGGGACAGAUUCAUCAAACACAAAUUUAAAAUGUAGAAUUUUCAAUAGCUAUUUCCAAGGAGUGUUUUGGAAAGAAUGUUCUAUAUAGCUAGCAUUGUGUUGAGUGUUCUACCUAGAUUUAGACACAAUGGCUAUCAUCUUACAAUUUUGUCUCCCUUGGUAGCUGUAGUUAUUGGUGAACAGAGAACCCAGGGAUUUUUUUAAGGGGGAAAAAACCUAAUUAACUAGUUUACAACUGCAUUGUUUAGCUAAGCAAAGAUACAGAACCUGACCCAUCUACAAUCUAUUGAUUUUGAUGGGAUAGUUAAGUCUGUGAGUUUUCAGAAUAUGUCACCACUUUGCCAGAAGCAAAUUCUGUCAUUGGAACAUGGGCCAGUCCUUCCAUUUCCACCUUGAAGCUGUUAAUGAAAUCUUGAAUCCUUUUGGUUAAUCCCAACUAGAGUAGACACACAGAAUCAGUUGUUGAAAAGUAAAUCAGCACAUCAGUAAAUAUCAUUGAAUUCAAUAGGUCUGAUCUGGUUGGAAAUAUUGCCCAACCCAAGCCAUUCUUCUCUCCUGACAAUGACAGAUUUGUGCUUGCUCUGUUUUCACAUAACAUUAUCAAGCAGAUGGGAGGCAGUCCUUUUGACAAUGCUUGGGGAUGUAUGAUUUAAAUGGCAGAUGCUUGACACUGAUUUAUAGCACUGCCACCAUCAGUAAUUCCACCAGAGGACACCUAUAUAGGAAGAGACGCAUCCAAGAACAUGACUUCCUUUCCUGCAGGCAAGUAGCAAACAUCUGCUAGGCUGGCCACUUACUUAGACUGUAGGCAGUCAUAAGCCUUCUGGCAUCUACUUAUAUGCUUAUCUCGUGAUGGUUGUAAGCAUGUGAGUAUGGCCUUUUACAUCCAUUUGAGUUUAAUUUCAUUACUACAACUUCUCCACUGCCAGGACAAAAGGUAUACCUUACAUUUAUACAGUUAUAACCAUGUCAUUGAAAGUGCACAAUGACUGCCUUUCUGAUGUUUGGGUACCAAAAAAAAAUGUUACAUAGGUAUCACCAGGCUUGUUGUGGCUGAAUUCACCUUCCAUCUUUAACUUAAGUGAUGACUGGAAUGGUGCUUUGUCACCUAUUUCAAUUCCGUAAAGCCAAAAUUACUCAUGAAACUAGCUAUUUUCUUUCUGUUUCCCUUACAUUGUUCACCAAUACUGCAUUCCAGUGGUAUUCCAUAGCACCCAGGCCUUUUAGAUUCUAGGGUUUGAUACACAGUCUUUAGAUGAGGAAUUUAUGGAUUUUUGAACCCUGUUCCUAUCGACUUUACUUACAACUAGAGCUGUGUACUUUACUUUUCAUUGUAAUAUAUGGUAUUUGUGAGAUGUAAUCGCAGAGAUCUGUGGUUUUUAAGAAACAAUUUAAAAUAAAUGCUUAUAUUGAGCACAACA
This is a messenger RNA of Sceloporus undulatus (fence lizard), 5046 nucleotides long. It is a transcript of the gene STK32C, whose product is annotated as serine/threonine kinase 32C. The record is from RefSeq and is a predicted model, not a curated record. Gene Ontology annotation, molecular function: G protein-coupled receptor kinase activity; ATP binding; G protein-coupled receptor binding. The transcript has 12 exons. Bases 222 to 1511 code for a protein of 429 amino acids. Lineage: Eukaryota; Metazoa; Chordata; Lepidosauria; Squamata; Phrynosomatidae. Gene Ontology annotation, biological process: regulation of signal transduction; protein phosphorylation; G protein-coupled receptor signaling pathway.